AUGAAUACGUUACGUUUACAUGCAUCUGCUGAAGAUAUUAGUAAAGAUUAUUUAUCACCAUAUCGUAUGUCCAAUCCAAUGACAACAAUUGGUAUCCAAGAAUUGCCAUUAGAAGAACUCAAUUACAAUACUCUACUUGAAAUUCUUCAAGAAAUUCAAACUGGUGCCAUAAGAAAACCUGACCAUUUCAAUAAUUUUCAUUUUCUUUUGUUUUUACUAUACGAUGCUCAUGGUUACACGCGAGAUCGAUAUCCACUAUGGCGUUGGUAUCAUCGUAUCAAGAAAAAGCUCCUCACUGCUAAACAUCUCACGAUAGAAAACGACGAUUCUCGUCGUCAUAUUCUUUCCGCACUUGAACAUUUGAUUGAUUCAACACCAAAUAUUUCCACAGCGAUCGAAGAUCCAGUUCAAUUAGAACAGCAAUAUCUCCAUUCUCCAAUUCAUGGAUUGUUUAAAGCAUACACUUGUUUACACACGUAUUUGUAUAUGGAACAAAUGGAUAAGCCGAUUAUUAAUGAAAACGAAAAAAUUUUUAAUGCCUUACAAGCGUCGUUUAUGAAAUUUUUGCGAUAUGAUUAUUGUGAUUUGAUACAUUUCGCAAUUGCACAUAAAAAAGUCAGCUUAUUAGAUAAAAUCUACAAUGGUUCAGGCAAUUGGUUGGAUGCAUCGAUGAACUCUGCUACUGAACGUGGAUGGUUACCAUUGCAUUAUGCAACUUACGUUGGUGAUAAAGAAACAGUUAAAAUAAUAUGUGAUACAUUGACAGCUCUAGCACAAUCGAAUCAGUUCGAUACUUUGUCUUUGCUGAUACCUACAUUUCAACGUCGAGAAUUCGAAAACAAUCCCAAUAAAUAUAUACUCAAAGCAUGUGGUGUAGAGCGUGAUACACAUCCAGCUAAACAACGGAAACAUUCAUUACCAUCGUUAGAACCAUCGGUUUUACUCGACAGUCAUAAUAUAAUGUUAAGACAACAAUAUUUGCAACAAAAAUUUCGUUCGCGCAUGGAUUCUCAAACAGCACGAGAUCAACCAUCAUUAGCGACAAAUAAUGCAACAGACGAUCAUCAAAGUAUUGGCACGGCGAAUAAUAGUACCAAUGAUAAUGACAUUCCUGAUGCUGAUGAACUCGAAUUAAGUUCAUUGCCAUUGAUUCAACGUGAAGAAUUUAUUGAAAAGAUUAUUCAUGGUACUGAUACAAAACAAAUGCUAAUUCCCUCACCAUUAACUCUGGCAUGUAUAGCAACGUUCGGCGAGAAAGCUGAUUAUGAGGAAGUUGUGAAAAUUCUACUUGAUUCACAUCUUGUGGAAUUCGAUGGUCUCAAUCAUGAAUGCAUACUCAAUCGUGUACUUGAUUAUAUGCACAAGAGAGACUAUGCAUCAUUUCAACAUGUUCUAGUCUAUCGUGAUACUGAAACCGAGGGACCAUCUGCAUUUAUAUUCUAUCAAUUCGAUGGUUUUAUUGUACAUCAAGAUGUUAAACCGGUUUCGGGCGCCAUGUCGGGCUCAUCUGUUACAUUGAACACAUCGAAAAAUGAUGAGUCAGUGGCAUCCGAUGAUGGUCAUGCCACAGAAACACCUAUCAGUGUUCGUUGCUUUUUAACUGUUCUCGUUCUUCGAGAUAUUUUCCUUCAAUACCCACGUUGGGAUUUUCACCUUCUACGUGAAAAUAUCGAAGAACAUUUCAUUGAAUUAGAAAAUGCACUCGGUUGUCGCCCAACGAUCUUAUAUCCAGAUGGUGAUGUGAUAUCUUCACGUAAACGUAGUGACGUGACAUGGGAAGUUAUUGUUAAAUACCGCUUAAGUUCAGAAACUGGCCAAUCCCUGUAUAUGCAAGUUGAUUAUUACUUUUUUGAAACAUUCGGUGAUCCAUUAUCGGAUGCACUAGCUAAUGUCUAUCAAACUCCGUUUUAUCUUUCGUGUAUGACGGAUUCGACUAUGAUGAUGGAUACGAUCUUCGAUUCAUUUUUUAAACGACGGAAUUUGCACUGUUGGGGCACGAUAGCAGAAAGACAUUUGGAACAUUGUUUCGAUGGAGUUUUACAAAUCAAAAACAACUGUUCAACAUUCUUAGCACUAUGCACAACUUUAAGUCGAUAUUAUCAAGUUGACGGUGAUCCAUUCAUGGAAGAAAAUUCUGCAACUAUACAACGUAUAUUCGUUCACGCAUUUGCUUGCUGUGUACGUCGUAAUGCCAAGAUCGAAUUGGAUUAUCUGAUUAAAAACCACGCUUUGAUUUACUAUGAUUCCUGUCGAACAAAGCCCAGUGAUAUUCGACAUAAUAUUCUGACGUACUGUGUGGUUCGAAAUUUAGCGAAUGUUUUUGAUCAAUUAAUGACCAACAUGAAAACAACUAUGUACAAAACCUAUCAGAAUUCCACAAAUCCCGAUUGGCAACCUCAUAUAGCUUGGAGAGAAAUCAUUCACGUGAUUAUCGAUCCUGUUUCACAAUUACAGAGUGGGAAUACCGAGCAAACAGAUUUUAGUCAAUUAGCCUGCUAUGGGGAUACGAAUACGAAUAUUGCAUCGAUUGGUAGUAUACCAAUUCUUCACGCUACUGGUGAAGAGUAUAUUCGAUGCAUCAAAGCACGAAAGAAUAUUAUUUUGAAAGCGAAGAGAAAAUUACCACGAACUUUAAGUGACACCAACAAACAUCGACCGGCAUCUGCUCGGCGAAUGAAUAGUUUCGAUCAGCAACAGAUGGAAGAUGCAAUAAGUCAUUCGACAACUGGAUUAACUAGUGGACAUCAGAAUGCUGGAUUAUCGGGUAGCAGUUUAGCUGUAGGCGGAACAACAACGGGAAGUUUAUCGAAAAAAUCAAAGAAUAUUUUCAAAAAUGUGAAUCGAUUAAGAUGGGGAAGGAAUGAUCGACACAAUCCAUCUGCUUCGAACGCUCAACAAAGCACAAGUAAACGUGUCACUUCGCUGGCGACUGCGACAACUGGACUCGAUGAAUUAGCAAUGCCCACCGAUGCAAUCAGUUUAGUAAGUCAUAUCACAUAUUGA
This is a messenger RNA of Adineta ricciae, 3003 nucleotides long. NCBI's taxonomy places the organism in Eukaryota, Metazoa, Rotifera, Eurotatoria, Adinetida, Adinetidae. The record is from the annotation of a GenBank genome assembly.